UCUCAGUAUCAAUUAUGGUUGUUGUAUAUUCAUUCCUUCGCCUCAUUCAAAGAUGGUCUCUGAGUGGCCUUUCUUCCUUAGCUUUACCAAAACUCACGCCAAAACUAUCUCUGGAUCAGAUAUCUCAGUCGAUGAUGUGCUUCGAAUUCUUCACGAUCCUCCUGCAUUAGCCGGCCUGAACGCAUUGGUAACCAAAUGCCAGGUUUUGGAUCCCUCGAAGCCGAAUCUAUAUACUCUGCAUGAUGAUCUGCGUAUCUUUGGUUUGUUCAAGAAGGACAUUGUGUACACGGUGAACUUCUUGCCAACGAGUGACGGAACAGACACAGAAGUCAAGGCUGGUCUCUGGACGACGCUCAAGGAGCAAUGGAGAGUAGUGAAGAAGGGGGAAAAUGGAGAGGUGACCGUUUCGGAGAAGGUGACCGUUCGAGUAAGCGGCAACACGCGUUAUUUUUCACUUUCACUGACGAACUACCUUGACCUCCUUAGUGCCUCUUCCUCUUUCUACCCUUCAUCCUCUUCACCAUCACUGGCGCGCAUUCUCGUCUACUGGAAAAAUUAGAAGAAAAGGUGAUAGCGGAGGCAAAAGCGCCUAGUAGCAUAGCGAGGGUUGAUCCAAGUUCGGUGUAAUUCCACUCUGGAAUAAAGCAUGUUUGCAUACAUCGCGAUACUAGUAGCGCUUGCCAGUCUUUGGUAUUUUGAAACUCGAACGUCCUUCGUUUCCGCCGGAAUAUCAACAUCGUCAAGUGUUUGGCUUUCAACCGUUUGCAUGCCCAUAA
Molecule: messenger RNA, 776 nt
Organism: Lentinula edodes (shiitake mushroom)
Lineage: Eukaryota; Fungi; Basidiomycota; Agaricomycetes; Agaricales; Omphalotaceae
Exons: 3
Coding region: 53-559 (168 amino acids)
Source: RefSeq, a predicted model, not a curated record